AUGAGUGGAACUGCAUUCGAUGUUCAGACAGCUGAUGAUACAGCUGCUCGCUUUUACAUGGAAAGUGUACUACAAAAUCCAAAUGGAAUCGGUCUUGCCAUUGGUCAACCAACUCCCGAAGUGCAAAAACGAAAAGAAAGAUUGGUAUUAUUCAGAAUACAACACUACUCAGCUGUAUCUGACUACCUACGAUCGAAUACCAUGUUUGAUCCAUAUGUGACUGAUACGGCUGCCGUUGAUCUUUAUGUCAAUAGUCCAAAUACCUCUCCCGGUACAAUCGGUCUUGUUUACACCAUUGAUAAAUAUUCCGUUGCUGCGUAA
Messenger RNA from Adineta ricciae, 321 nucleotides. The record is from the annotation of a GenBank genome assembly. Lineage: Eukaryota; Metazoa; Rotifera; Eurotatoria; Adinetida; Adinetidae.